This is a messenger RNA of Hemibagrus wyckioides, 9125 nucleotides long. It is a transcript of the gene tulp4b, whose product is annotated as TUB like protein 4b. Gene Ontology annotation, molecular function: protein binding. Bases 1255 to 6714 code for a protein of 1819 amino acids. The transcript is spliced from 17 exons. The record is from RefSeq and is a predicted model, not a curated record. NCBI's taxonomy places the organism in Eukaryota, Metazoa, Chordata, Actinopteri, Siluriformes, Bagridae.
GUGCAUUAAUGUUAUUUUUGCUUGUGCAAUCACGCCAGGUAAUUAAGCCUAUGUUCUGUGUCUCUGAAGGAUAAUGUUUAUAUUUCUGAAGCUUAAGGUUCCCCCUAAUCUUGCUGUGUAGAUCUUUAACCAAAGAUGUGCCACUUAUGCAGGACUGCUCAUGAUUGUAAUAUAUUCUGUGGCAUACAUAUGCAAUUUAAACAUCAUGUAAAUAUAAAAGAAUAAAAAACCAUGCAACAAAUAACUGUGUGCAAAAUGCUUGAAGGAGCCUAAAAUGUCAGAUCCAUUGUAAUGACCACAGCCAUUUAAGGGGACUUAUGCAUGUUUAUAUAUACUUAGAAUUUCCUGCAUGUGAAGGAUAAAUGUCUAAAGAUACAAUAUCUGCAGAUUUUUCAGCUGCAAGUCGGUAUGUAGAGCAAUCAUCAUGUCUGACGGAUCUUUCCGUGUCCCCGACUGGGAUAUCUCAUUAGCCUGGAUCAGGUAGGAAAACCGUGAAAAGCCACUUCCCAUCACUAGACUCUCCCUGUCCAUUGCAGUGCUAAUUCCAAGACGUUCCCUCUAGAUGGGGUUGCCCGUCACGUGAUCUCUCAUACGUCGUUUCGUCAGAGCGCGGGUUGCCUUAACCGCUUCUGAGACUCCUCAUUUCCCGUGUUGCUUUUGCUCCAGUUUCCUUUUUUCCUUUAACGGCUAUUUUCGUCCCCUCAUGUUUAAUCCUCGGUAAAUGUAGUGAGCACUUGGCAACCCAUUAAGGCGCAUUGAAAGCGGUUUGGAAAAGAAAACACCGGACUGUCGAAGAGACAUCAAAGGAUUUCUUCCCAUGUUUAAAGGGAUGCUCCGUUACAUUUUUACAGAAAUAAAAUCACCCGACCAGCUGAUGACAUCGACUAUGAUGGCCUGAUAUUUCAUAAUUCAUAACACUAAUUCGUCUCUACGAGUAGAAUAAGUAUAGACUCAUCAGGUGCUGCAUCACAUUUCUUAAUCACCAACAAAAUGGAAGAAUCUUUCAGAUCCGAGAUUCGGACUAAUAAUGUCCAGGGACUAUGAAGAGAGCGCAGGGUCAGCCAUGAUGCAGCACCCCUGGAGCAGGGAGGGCUGGGGGCAACGGUGGCAGCUUGGCGGGGCUUGUACCCCCAAUUUUCCGGUCAGCGACCCAGAGCCUACACUUGGAGUACCUCCUGUCCUGCAAAUUUUAGUGUCUUCCCCAUUUUAACACAUCCACAUUCUCAUCUCAGGAAGCCUGGCAAUUCAGUAGGGAUGUUGGCAGCAGUGGAACAUGGUCCUGUCCUCUGCAGUGACUCCAACAUCCUCUGCCUCUCAUGGAAAGGAAGGGUUCCCAAAAGUGAGAAGGAAAAGCCGGUGUGCAGGAGACGCUACUAUGAGGAAGGCUGGCUGGCCACCGGAAAUGCGAGGGGUGUUGUUGGAGUGACUUUCACUUCCAGUCACUGCAGGAGGGACAGGAGUACUCCGCAGAGAAUUAAUUUCAAUUUAAGAGGCCACAACAGUGAGGUUGUCCUUGUCCGCUGGAAUGAGCCGUUUCAAAAGCUUGCGACAUGUGACAUGGAAGGGGGGAUAUUUGUGUGGAUACAGUAUGAGGGGCGAUGGUCUGUGGAGCUGGUUAAUGAUCGGGGAGCUCAGGUAAGUGACUUUACCUGGUCCCAUGAUGGAACUCAGGCCCUGAUUGCCUACAGAGAUGGCUUUGUCUUGGUGGGCUCAGUUAGUGGACAGAGGCACUGGUCAUCUGAGAUCAAUCUUGAGAGCCAAAUCACCUGUGGAAUAUGGACCCCUGAUGACCAACAGGUGUUGUUUGGCACAGCAGAUGGGCAAGUAAUUGUAAUGGACUGUCAUGGUCGGAUGCUUGCUCAUGUUCUAUUACACGAGUCAGAUGGUAUUGUGGGCAUGUCCUGGAACUGCCCUGACUUCUUGGUGGAAGAUAGUAGUGAGAGUGAUACAGACUCUGAUGAGAAUGCCCCAAGUCAAGCACGUAAUGUGAAGCCCCUUCUCACAGUAAGCUUCAUAUCUGGAGACAUAAGUCUAAUGAACAACUAUGAUGACCUUUCUCCUAAUAUUAUCCACUCAGGACUAAAAGAUGUGGAGGUGCAGUGGUGUUCUCAGGGAGACUUGUUAGCUGUAGCUGGAAUGGAGAGACAUGGGCUGCCGUCUGACUCAGCCUGUUCCUCCAUGAUGAGAAAUGCCCUAGUCAAGUUCUACAAUGUCCAAGGAGAACAUAUAUAUACUUUGGAAACACCUGCGCAGAGGCCCAUUACAACUAUAUGCUGGGGCCACAGGGACUCACGGUUGUUUCUGGCUUGUGGGCCAGCGUUGUAUGUUGUACGGGUAGAGCACAGGGUGGCCAGCCUCCAGUUGCUGUGCCAGCAGGGCAUAGCCAGUGCCCUAAGAGAGGAGAGAGAUGUGAGCAAACUGAACAUGCCAUCUCUUCUCUGUUCCUACGUUACCAGUGCAUUCAUCCCAACCAUCAAGCCUCCUAUUCCUGAUCCAAACAACAUUCGUGACUUUGUUAGCUACCCCACAGCAGGAAAUGAGAGAUUGCAUUGUACAAUGAAGCGUGCUGAAGAGAAUCCAGAGGCUGGAGGGCCAUGCUAUACCCUCUAUUUAGAGCAUUUGGGAGGUCUUGUGCCUAUCCUUAAAGGCCGUCGUAUCAGCAAACUGCGUCCAGAGUUUGUUAUAAUGGACCCCAAAAUGGACAGUAAGACAGAUGAGGUCUGCGUAAAUGGUAUGUUAUCCUACAUGACUGACAGCUGCAACUGCUCUGACUCUAGUGACAUUGAACUGAGUGACGAAUGGGUCGAAAGGAAGUCACCUAAACUUUCUAGAGGAAACAGGUCUCCCAAACUUCCAAGAAUCAAUAUGGAAUCAAGAAAGUCUCCCAAACUUGCCCAAACAUCCCAAGAAUUGUCCAGGUCUCCAAGAUUACCAAAGAAAGCUACUAUACGAUCUCCAAGUCUCACUCGCAGGGAGUUUCCAGUAGAUGGAAUAAGUGAGCAUAAUUAUCUGGCUCAAGUCACCUCUAACAUUUGGGGUACAAAGUUUAAGAUUGUGGGACUUGCUUCUUUUUUGCCAGCAAAUUUGGGCGCAGUUAUCUACAAAACCAGUUUGUUGCACUUGCAACCACGUCAGAUGACAAUCUAUCUACCAGAGGUCCGUAAAAUUUCCCUUGACUUCAUGAGUCUACCGGUUUUCAAUCCCAAUGUGUUUAGCGAAGAUGAAGAUGAUUUACCAGUCAUGGGCCCUUCAGGGGUGUCGGGUGAUAAUCCUCCCUGCACAGUUAAUAUUCCCAUUGCUCCAAUACAUAGUCCUGCUCAAGCCAUGUCGCCCACACAGAGCAUUGGACUUGUACAGUCUCUCUUAGCAAAUCAGAAUAUUCAGCUUGAUGUCCUGACUAAUCCCACGGCCACAGCAGCUGCUGCUGCUGCCGCUGCUGCAGCAGCAAAGGCAGCAGUUCCUGAUCAUAGUACAGACAAUGUGACAGCACAGUACACUGUGCCAGCAAGAUACUCUAGUCCUGGACAGGUUAUCUUUAGUGGCCUUGAAAUGGGUAACCUGGGUUUGAAUGGAACACUCCCACCACCACCACAUCAUUUGCCACCGCAGCCUCAUCAGCAACAACGUCAGCAGCAGCAACAGCAGCAAGAAGAUCAUCAUCAAGCAUCAAAACAUCAGCAGCAGUCACAAACACAACAGCAGCAUCUGAAAUUACAACACCAGCAAGCACAGCAACAGCACCAACAACCAUUGCAACAUCAUCAACAGCAUCUGCAGCACCAACAGCAAAUGCAAGCCCAGCAUCAUCAGCAAAUUCAACAGCACAUACAACAGCAGCACCAACAGCAACUGCAACAGCAUCAUCAUCAAAUGCAGCAGCAACAACUACAGCAACAUCAUCAGCAAAUGCAACAGCAGCAACUGCAACAGCAACAAUUACAACAGCAAAUACAUCAGCAGCAAGUCCAACACCACCAUCAGCAAAUGCAACAGCAGCAGCAUCAGAUGCACCUACAGCACGAGCAAAUGCAGCAGCAGCAACAACAAAUUCGCCAACAGAUUCAAGAAAUGAGACAGCAGCAACAACAGCUUCAGCAACAGCAUCAACAAAUGCAGCAGCAACAUCAACAGAUGCAAAGACAGCAUCAACAAAUGCAGCAACAGCUCAAGAUGCAAAUAACUUUACCACCUCCUCCUUCAGGGUAUGCUCCUAUUUCCAUGCAUCAGCUCCAGAUGAUGCCUACAAUUCCUCAUCCAGACCAACCACCAGAAAGAGCAGAGCAAACACACACUCUGAAGGUCCCUUCUAGACCACAAUCGUUUAUUGAAAAUGACAACUCUCUUGAAAUUCAAAUGCGUAAAAUGAAUCCUCCACCGCCAUACCCUGGCACAGUGGUAUCUGCAGCAGCAGCAGCCGGUCCACCUGUGCAGCAAGGUCUAAUUGGUAACAGUGAGAACAAUAACACACUGUCAGCAGACCCAUGCUUAUCUAAGGAUGAGUUCUCUCUUCACCCAGUGAGCAUCCAGUACCCGACACCCCUUGGAUAUGAAAGGAUAACAACUUUUGACAGCAGUGGAAAUGUGGAGGAAGUGUGUCGCCCUCGGAGACGUCUUAUACGAAACCAAAAUGCCUAUGGCUUGCAAGGAAUGGGCAGUUCGGCUACAUUGAAAGUUACCUCCUCUGACAGUAAGAAGGUCCAGCUUCCUUAUAGCUCAGCAACUCUCAGUCGCCUUUCAGUGCCUCGAUAUUCUAUACCAAGUGGAGAUCCGCCACCAUACCCAGACCCUGCUAAUCAGAUUAAUGUCAAUAGGAGUCCUACACAAAGGAUUGACAGCAGUCUGAUCCAUGCUACUCUGCGACGGGAUCGCAGAGAAAAUGCGCUGAAGGUUCCUCAGAUGGUGGAUACAUCGAGGACUCUGCCAACCAAAUCUAAAGUUAAUAGUGCCAUUGCACUUUCUUACCAGCCCAGGAUCCCCACAGCUUUGUACACUUGCACUCAGUGCAGCAGUAACAGCAGCAGCACAAGUGUAAGUGUUAGUGGUGGUGGAAGCAACAGCAGUGGCAUUGCAGGGGGGACCGUAGUGCGGCAGGAUUUUCCCCCUGGCAAAGGGGCACAACACAGUACCAUAAUUGUGCACUCUAAAAGUGCUUCGACUCUGGCUUCACAGUCUUCUUACAACCUACUGAGCCCUGUUGACAACAGUAGAGACAGGACUGUGUACAUCAACUCUGCCUUUACUGAAGAUGAGACUCUAAACCAGCAGUGCCACUUGGAAAAGUCAAUGCGCCAUUUAACUCUCGGAGAGGUUGGUUUAACAGUGAAGCGGCCCCCACCUUACCAGUGGGAAUCUCCUACUUCAGAUCAAAUAUGGAUGUCCCAGGAUCAAAAUAUGCUGACUAGCCCACAAGGACCUCACAAACCACCACAUCUUUUAAUUAGCCAAGCACAGCACUUAGACAUAACUCGAUUACCUUUUGUCCUCUCAACAAAACCUCCCUCUAGCCACAGUACUAUGACCCUGCCAUCAACUUAUCAACUUUCCCUUUCCCCUUUUCCCCCUGGUGUGGGCCACAGUGGUCCACAGUUUCAGUCACUGCAAAGUGCUCAACAGCCAUGCGGCCCCAGUGACAUGGUAACAUCAAUUCCAUUUAGUCAACAGGAUCCAGCUCUUGUUUUGCCCCCUGGUUAUGCAAGUAAUCUGGCUGGUCUGCCCUGUUGCCCACUCCCACCAAUGUAUCCUGGAGCCAGCUCAUGCACCAACCUUCAGCUUCAUCCAAUGACCUUACACCCCUGGAGCACGUACAGUGCUUGCCCUCCCAUGCAGGAUCACUCAGCAACUCUACCAAGUAAAAUGCAUCAGAAUCUGGAGAAGCCCAUUCUCUCGCCCCCACCGCCUCCGCCUCCUCCACCACCACCGCCACCCCCUCCUCCUCCACUCCCCCCUCCUCCACCUCCAGCUGAACUUAUGGCUCACCAAAGCACCUCAGAGGUUUUAGCUGACUCUGGUGAGAGUUUUCAGGAACAGUCCUCACUUAAUGAGAGUCCAGUACAACAGGGGUCAGACAGGUUCAGCAAAAAAAGUCGCAAAAGACUCGACAGCAGGGCAGAGGAGGCAGGCAUGUCCACUGUUUCUGAGAGUAAAUCAAAAAAGGAAGGCCGCUCUCUGGCCGACUUCAAUUCUCUCAUUGCUAGCCCAAGGCUUGGUGGCAGAGAGAAAAAGAAGCCUAAAGGACAGAAGGAGCAACUGAACAAGGCCAAAAAGCUGAGCAGGACCACAAAUGAGUUCCAAGACAGCUCUGAAAGUGAACCUGAACUUUUCAUUAGUGGCGAUGAACUAAUGAAUCAAAGUCAGAGCAGCAAGAAAGGUUGGAAGAGCAAACGCAGUCUGCGCACAGCAAAUGAACUUGAGGAGAUUAAGUGCCGCAAGGCAAAUGAGAGAGAAGAUCGGAGCCUUGGCAGUCAGGGCUUUGUGUAUGUCAUGGCCAACAAACAGCCAUUGUGGAAUGAAGCCACCCAAGUCUACCAGCUUGACUUUGGUGGAAGAGUUACACAGGAAUCAGCCAAAAAUUUCCAGAUUGAGCUGGAUGGGCGACAAGUCAUGCAGUUUGGCCGAAUCGACGGUAACGCAUACAUCCUGGAUUUUCAGUAUCCAUUCUCAGCUGUGCAAGCAUUCGCUGUCGCAUUGGCCAAUGUCACUCAGAGGCUUAAAUAAAAGACAGUAAUGGACAUCUUGUGCAAGACAACACAAUUUGCUGAUUAUAUAUUGUGAAUAACAACGGACAACGCAUUAUGUUGCGUUGAAAAAAAAUGGUACUGCUUGUAUUGGGCCAGGGUGUAAAGGUAACAUUCAGAGGAAGGUUAACAGAAACAUGGAAUACUUGAGAAUGGAAAAAGGUACAGAAUGGUUGAAAUAAUCGUUCUUUCGUUAACUUUAGGGGAAGAAGACAAAAAGAAGUGGUAGAAAGAAUACAGGACCAGUGCUUGAUUAAAGCUAGUAAAGAUCAGUUCCUAGUUUUGAUUUUUCUUUUAGUGUGUGUAUAUGUUUCAUAACAUUAAUAUAUGAAAGGCUAAACAAUGAUUUGCAUGCAAACCUAAGCCAAUUUAGUUACCCUGUGAUUAUGGGAUUCCCUUACUGAGAAUUUUUUGCUGCAGGUUGAUUUCCAAGUGUGAGUGGUAAUAUGAAUUUUACAAGUGAUGUACUAAGGGUGGGGGUAUUGCCAUGACUUAAAACUAUUUUUGAACUUAUUUUGACUGUUCUAUCUAUUGUAUCUCAUUUAUGUGUGAUAUAACAUGAAUCAGGCAUUAUUACUAUUACCUUCAACAUUUCAUUGCAAGUUAAUUGAUUUGUUGCCUUUUUUAUGACUUAUUUUAUCAUCAUCCUUUGUAAUGGCAGCAGUUUUCUAUCACUAUAAAACUCUUAAGUAGAUGUUGAUCAUGAAGCAGGUGGUGUUGAAUAAUAUUUGAAUUACUGUAAUAUGUAGAUUUAUAAAAAUGAUACCACCCAUUUCAUUACAUCUCACCACAUGUGCAAAUGGUUUUCACGUAAAUAUGAAUUUUUGGAUAAUAUGUUCAAAAUUUGGUCUGUUACGUUUACCAGAAAUUUCUGAGUCUAAAUGUGUAUGAUUAAUUUGGCAUUGCAAAGUACAAACGAAACCUAGACCUGAAAAUACAUCUGGCAUAGUUUUACCACCCCCUGAAGGAUAAUAGAAUUGAAUAUAAAACUCUAAAUGAUGGCCAAAGUGAUGGAUGGGAUACACAUUUUCUCAUUUAAAUACUAAAAAAUUGGUGUGUUUUUUUUUUUUUAGGUUUGUAGAAGACAUGUCUUGAUUCUAUAGUCAGUAUGACUGGCUUUUCAUAACCUUAGCAUUUCUUUAUAAGAUUUCCUCUGGCAUUUUAUCUUCACCCUUGUAGAAGCUAAGGUCAAGAUUUGUUUUAUGUAGCAGAGCUGGAGUAUCACGCUGUCAGUCAGGACAAAAUCCAGUUGGCCCUACAUACAUCGACUCAAAUCAGUAAAUAUCUGUUUAUUGUAUUUUAUAUAUACAUCCAUAGUAUAUAUAAACAAGCAUCUGCUUUCUUAUAUGAUUUGAGCUGUUAUGUUGAUUUUUAUAUUUUGGAUGUAAGUUAAACAUUUGCUGAGAGUAUCUGUGUUGACGGACGAUGGUUGAUAUGAUCAUUCUCCUGUUUUUGGUGUAUAUGCUUUGAUGAUUUGCAAAUUGAGCAAUUUCUAAUCUGUUAUACUAGAGUAUUCAGGCCCAGUUUGAAUUGUGUGGAAUGUGAGGCUUUAACUGUGCUAUGCUUUAUUAUUGUAAUGUACAAUAAACCUUGAUGAGCUUGUAAUAUUUACUCAGGUUUCUCAUGCAUUAGAACAUAUGUGAAAGACUAUGGGAAAAGCAUACAAAUGAACAGAACAAGUCAAUUUGAAGACAUAUGUUUGCUAUUCAUAUCGUAUCUGUUUGUUCUAUGGGAUAUUAAACCAUACUUUAAGUAUUACAGAGCAGUAAGAGGUACAGUACACACCAUUAGAAUCAGGAAGAUAGCUGGAUAAGUCUAAUUUAAUGCCAGGCACUGGUCAAGGGUGCUGCCCAUGGCAGACAUUUUGUUUCUUAAUUGAGUUGCUGAAAAGCAAAUUCUUGAAAAGAUCACUUUCAUGGGAUGUGGUAGCUUUGUGGUUAAGGUGUUGGGUUGAGUUUGAAUCCCAGGUCCACCAAGGUGCCACUGCUGGGUCAUUGAGCAAGGCCCUUAAUUGCUCAUUUAUAUAAAAUGAGAUAAAAAUAUAAGUCUCCCUGGAUAAGGGUAUUUGCCAAAUAUCAGAAAUGUAAUGUCAUUUAAAGGGGGUAUGUUCUAUACACCAGAAAAUAUGGUGUGUCCCCAAGUAGACCUAAGAAAGUUUGUUUAUAUUGGGCCAAAAAGAAAAUAAAACAAUUGAAAUUAUGAAGUUGGAAAAUAAUCAAGUCAAAUAGAUCUUUAUUGUUAUCACAGCCAAAUACAGUGUGCAGUAUGAAAUAACGCUUCUCAUGGACCCAAGGUGCAAAACACAUGACCGGCACAGUGCUGAGAGCACAUGAAUAAAGUGCAACAGGAAUAGGAAGCAUGCAGUGAGGGGGUAUGGGAAACAGUCCAGGU